Molecule: messenger RNA, 3758 nt
Organism: Pelodiscus sinensis (Chinese soft-shelled turtle)
Lineage: Eukaryota; Metazoa; Chordata; Testudines; Trionychidae
Gene: NFAM1
Product: NFAT activating protein with ITAM motif 1
Biological process (GO): positive regulation of cytokine production; regulation of B cell differentiation; B cell receptor signaling pathway
Cellular component (GO): membrane raft
Molecular function (GO): transmembrane signaling receptor activity
Source: RefSeq, a predicted model, not a curated record
UCAAGUUUUACCUGUUGUGUUGCUGAUGGAGGAAUGGUUAAAUAAAAGCAUUUCACUGAAACCUGUGACACUGCUGCUUUCAGAAUACAGCCAGUAUCCUCCUUCACAUUGCACUCACUAUACCACCUCUCCUUGCAAUAUGCAUCUUACCUUCAUGCCAUUAAAAGACUGCACAGUUAUAACUGCUCCUCCCCUGCUCCAGGGGCAAAGCAUUAUCAUCUGACAACCUUACUGGUCAAUUGCAGCAGUGGGGAGCAACAUUUUCAGCAUAACCUAAUCAAGGCUGUGCAGUUGCCAUGAGGGGGCAGUUGGAUAUGCCACAAAGGUGUGUCAUGUUUUACAGAUGUCAGCAGACAGAAAGUCUUGUGAUUACAAGCCAUUGAAGCUGUGUUCAUCAAUUGACUGAUGUAAUACCAGCGCAGCAGUUUCUAACCACCACAGAGGCAGGGAGGAGUUCAGCUGAAAAGCAGAAGGGAGCCAUGUCUACCAGGAACAGCCUGCCUGUUGCAUUGUGUGCCCAUCCUCCUGCCUCUCCCACCUCUUCCCUUGCAAGGAGGAAGGAAGAAACGACCUCAGUUGUGGAGAUACCUGACCAAAAACAACAUCUCUUGUCUCUUGGCGUGUUCGAUCUGGUUGUUUCUUACAGUCUUUGACCCUACUAUGGCCUCCAGUCUAAAUGUCAUCUUCCUUCUUCUCGGGUUCCUUCAGUUCAGAGGAUGGCAGGUUGCAGGACUGAAGGUCAAACAACAAGACUCUCUGGUCCAGGUCGCUUUUCCCAAUGAAGAAGUAUCUAUGAAGUGCUUGGUGAGCUACCCCUAUAUGAAGGAAUACACCAGCUUCUCAAUCCGGUAUUACCGAAUGGACUCAAAAGGCAAGAGCUUCAUACCUACAUCACGUAAAGUAUCUGAGCAAAUCCCACCUGGAAAGGAGAAUCAGACAGUAGAGAUGACUUAUGAACAGAAAAUUGGGCCACUAAAAAACUCCGCUGCUACUGGCACCUACUACUGUGAGGUCAUGUGGAAAAGCACAACGAAAACAGGAAAUGGGGUUUUCAUCCUUGUUAGAGACAAAGGGUACACAGAGCCGACCUACAACUUGUGGAAAUUUCUCAUCGCUCUUACCACUAUCCUCGCCAUUCUGAGCAUCACUGAAACAGCUCUUCUGCUGUGGAAAAGAAAGGUGAGGUGUCCUGUGAGGAGCCGCUUCCAGAUGCACCCAGUCCUAAAUACUGGAGCCCAAGUCCCUGCAGAAAGCUCCGAACCAUCUGGUUCUGUCUACACUUGCCUAGAAUCCCAUCAAGCUGAGGUCUAUUCUGUCCUUGAGAAUGACACAAAGAGCCUGUCGCUUGAGAAGAAUCCCACUGCUAAGGUUCAAGACAUGAUCAGCUCACAGCCAGACACAGUUGGCAGUAGAAAUGAAAACUAUGAGAAAACAGGGAAGAGGAAAAAGAAGAAAGAAAAGAAAUCUCAGCAAGAAACUCCAGAAGUGCUCUCUGAUGCCCUGUAUGAGAAUAUCUAAGGGGAAAGACUGAUCGCGCUUGGACUACACAUCUCAGAGUAUGAGGGAACUUGCCCUCUCACUUCUUCUUUAGUGUCCAUCUGAGUUCUCCAGAGACUCGCAGCACACUGAGGGCAGAGCCCUGACUAACUCCCCCACUCCCACUCUCUUUCUAAUCUGUCCCUUAUUGACCUCAGAAUUCUUCGGUUCUGAUCUCAGAGUGGCACUGGCUCCAUGGGUGCUCCUUCAGACAAUAUUGCUUUCAGUUAUUUAUAGGUCUGACUUUUAGAGAUAGUGUAGUCAGGUUCUGUGCAAGUUUCCCUCCUCCAGCUAUUCUGAUGCAGUUGAGUCCUGAUUGAUAGCCACUGUUGUACAACACAGGGACGCCACUAUUUCAACAGCGCAUCUCACUCCUGACCUAUAUAGCCCAUAUUAUCCCACCCUCAGCUCUUCCCCAUCAUGCCAAUAUGAACUUAAUAUGUGUCUAUUGAGGACCUGGUUGGGAGCCAAGGAACCCCCUCCCUGUGUUCCCUUUCUCAACAACUUCAGGUUAAAACAUGCUGAGGCAUGAAGCAAAGUGACUUUGGUAACCCUAUGCUGUCACUGCCAGAUGUACAGUCCAGCCCUGUGCUGCUCCAAAACAGUCUGUUGGAUGCAGAUGUGCAGGGUGAGUAUUUUCCUUUGAAUGGAACCAACAGCAUGUGAUAGGGAGGGACCGCAUGAAAAAAGAUGAAAGCAGAAAAUGAAGCAGGAGUCUUGCUGGCUUGUGGACAUGUCUCACUGGUGAUGUACCUUUCAAGAUAAAGUAUUGGGAGACAGGGCUUGCAAGAGCAGCUGCCCUGCUGGAGUCUGUCCUGUAUAGAACCCUGACCUGAGGUUAUGUCCCUUCCAAGAAGGGUGUUCAGAGGACGCAUUAACAGCCUUCUUUUUAAUAGGUAUUGUUACAUGGUGUGAUUGGGUUUUUAAGCCGUGGCAUGGGUAGAUAUCAUAUCUUAGGGAGAAAUUCUCACCCAAUUCAAGUCAGUACUUGCGGAGUUUUGCCAUUUACUUCAGUAGGGCCAGGUGUUUAGGGUAGUAAUAAAAAAAAUUACUUAGGCAACUAGACCAGUUUAUCAAAUUAAUUAUAUAUGGACUGGAGACCCUGCACAUGAAUUUUCCAUCCAAGCUCUUAUCUUUCCCAUCAUAUGGAUCUAGCCAAAACACUAAACUUACAUGCAUUGUAGUUCUGAUGGCAUUAUAUUGUGCAACUUGAUCUAAACAAUGGAUCAAAGAUUCAAAGAUGUUGUACCUCAGAUUUUUUUAAAAACAAAACAAUAAUCAGUAGAAUAAACUGAGAGGAAUCAUACAAACCUUUUUAAAGAAGAAAAUCAAAUUAAAACUGAUCUGCAUGUCAUAGGACCCCCUCUAGUUGUAGAUAACGUUGCUAUAUAUCAAAGAUAGAAAGCCAUGGAAAAUAUUUUCAGGGCCUCCAGCCUUCCUAUACUAUCUUUUGAGAAACAAUCCUCAUAUUGCUUUGCUCAUUUAUUAGAAGAGAUUUCAAAUGUGGAAUCUGUACAUUCUUUAUUGAUAAAUAUUUUUCUUUUACCAAUGUCUAGAAAUUCAUUGAGGCAAGGAUCCAUUUAAAUUGUUUUUCCAUGUAUAAAUAUGCCUGUGGUCAUAUUGUGAAAGAAUUUUAAAAUAAGUAUUUGAGAGUCACCAAGUUUUAAUGUUUCCCUUGACACAGGAAACAUGAAUUAGAAACAGAAAGGUAUAGACUUGAAGAAUUUGCAAAAUUGAUGCAAUUAUAGUAAAAAAAGGUCCUUGCCAAAUUUUAAGAUAAAUUAUAUAAAUUGAGUGCAAUGUGGCAAGAAAAUCUUUAGGAUGAGCUGAUAAAUUAGACAAGGAGUUAAAACUUACCAAAAUAAAAGGAUUUGUAAUUUUGUUUGAAAUAUGGCAUUUUAUAAUCACUAAAUAAUUCAUGUAUCACUGGGAAUUUCUUGCAAAGAUUCUGUAAUCCACUGCUGAUAACUUCUCUCUGUUCAGUCUCUUGUUCAUCAUUUUCUUUUAUGCUUUUUCUUCUCUAACUAUAUUUAGCUCUGACCAACUCUCUAUAUUAUAUACUUGGGGUUAUAAAAAAUUAUAAAAAUUUAAUUGAAAGAAGGGGCUGUAAAAUAGCACAAUUCUCUCAUUCAGUACUGUGGUCAGAAGAUGGUAGACCAAGGGUUGGCAGCACAGUGGGGGUAUGUCUACACUACAGCACUAAUUCGAACUAACUUAAUUUG